GGGGGGGACGGACGACGAUGGGGGACCCUGCGUCAGUGCAGGGCCGUCCCCUUCCCCUCCCCGUGCGCUCGGCUCUGCCUCCCGCCAGCCUCCCACGCCUCCCGCGAGGUGCGGCCGCGCUACAUAAACACGGCCCUGCCGCCGGUGCCGGGGCUUUCCGUUCGCAGCCCGACGGAGGAGCUUGUCCGGCAGCGGGCAGAGGCGCGGCUGCGGGGAGCUCAGCGGCAGCGCGGCUCCGGCGCCAGACGGGGCGGGAGGCUCCGGCGGGCAGCAGCGGAGGGCUGCGCGCUGCCCCGAGGGCGGCGGCCCUGCCGUAGCCCAGGCGGCCGGAGGAAGAGGAGGAGGAAGGGCGUGGGCUCCGGCAGGCUCGCUCCGGUAUGGCCCUGGCGGACAGCGCCCGCGGGCUGCCCAACGGCGGCGGCGUGUCGCCCGCGGCGGGGAGCGGGGCGCCGGGCAGCGGGGCGGCGGCAGCGGCGACGGGCGGCUGGUCGUCCUUCCCGGAGAUCGUGGAGCUGAACGUGGGCGGGCAGGUGUACGUGACGCGGCGCUGCACCGUGGUCUCGGUGCGCGACUCGCUGCUCUGGCGCAUGUUCUCGCAGCAGCAGCCCAGCGAGCUUCCCCGGGACAGCAAGGGCCGCUUCUUCCUCGACCGCGACGGCUUCCUGUUCCGCUACAUCCUGGACUACCUGCGGGACCUGCAGCUGGUGCUGCCCGAGCACUUCCCCGAGCGCAGCCGCCUCCAGCGGGAGGCUGAGUACUUCCAGCUGCCCGACCUGGCUCGGCGCCUGGCGCAGACUCGGGCGGCCGCCGCCCGCCCCGCCGCCCUGCACCGCGACGGCUCCAUCUGCGCCGAGGAGCCGCCGCUCCUCGGCUACCUGGAGGCUGAGCCGCUGGAAGGAGGCGGCGGGGCCGUGGCGUCCGCCCCGUCGCCCACCGCCAGCCGCAGCCCCUCGGGCGGGCCGCUGCUCACUCCUUCGCAGUCGCUGGACGGGGCGGGCGGGCGGCGCUCAGGCUACAUCACCAUCGGCUACCGAGGCUCCUACACCAUCGGGCGGGAGGCGCAAGCUGACGCCAAGUUCCGGCGGGUGGCCCGCAUCACUGUCUGCGGCAAGACGGCCCUGGCCAAAGAGGUCUUCGGGGAGACCCUGAACGAGAGCCGGGACCCCGACCGCCCACCCGAGCGCUACACUGCCCGCUACUACCUCAAGUUCAACUUCCUCGAGCAAGCCUUCGAUCGACUCUCCGAGGCCGGCUUCCGCAUGGCCGCCUGCUCCUCCACUGGCACUUGCGCCUUCGCCCCCGAGCAGGGUGGUCCUGCCGAUGACAAGAUCUGGACCAGCUACACCGAGUAUGUUUUCUGCCGGGACUGAGCGUCCGCCCAGCCCGUGGCGUGAGGACAAGACAGCCGCCCCUGCACACCCUCGUACCUACGGUCCCCUCCCAUCCCGAAGGAAGGAGGAUGCGGAGGGGGGGCCAUGUAUCCCUGUGCUUUUCUCACCCCGCUGUCUGCCUCUACGCACAAGGCAGGCCAGCCCCGGCGCAGCCCCCACCCCUCUUGCAGCACUUCCUGACGGCCCCGGGGGCAGGAGGUCACUGUGUUGUGCCUCGGCUGUCGUGUUCCUGCUUGGCCACCACGUCCCUGAUCAGCCACCAUCACCCUCCCUCCCACAUCUCCCAGUAGCUGUGUUGGUAGCGAGGAAGAAGUAUUGGGAGUAGACAAAUACCCGUCCCACAAAAGCGUGCAUCUGCACCCAGUCUUUGUCCCUCUCCACACACAGAGCUCUGUCAGGGUGGGGCGUUUUAAAAAUCAUCCAGUUAGGGGCUGAGCAGCUUUAAAGUUGCUUUGAGCAACUUCUGUUGAAGAUGGCAUGACAAAUGGCUGUCUUUUGCUGUCCCAAUACCCUUACAAGGGAGUUUUGCCUUGGUGGGCAGACCCCAAAUGGUCCAUUUUUAAUUCCCCCCUUCCCCCUCCACCCCCAUCAAAAUGAUGCCUGUCUGCGAAGGACUGUCACAUAGAAGGGAAGCCUGACUGUGAGGGAUUUGCACUGGCUCAUACUUUAUUUGUUGAGAUGAGUAAUUUUGCAGGAGGCAUGCAUGUGGCCCUUUACAACUGAUUGCUUCCAUCUCCCCUCUUUGCUCCCCAUGUUUCUGAACUCCUCUUUCCAGGCUGUUAAACUGGACCAGGGCCUGCACAGCGAGCAUGUAAGGCUGAUGUGAAAGGACAGGUUUGCUGGAUAACAAACCAUUUGGACUAUGAAGUGUCCUCAGAGACGUGUUUAUUCCCUUGAGAGGUAAAACAAUGACACUUUGAAGAAUUAAAGUGCUUGUGAAUCGCAACCUCCAUGGGUGGUCUGAAGUCCUUAUAAUUCUCUUGAAGUUACUGUCUAUAAUAUGGACAUAAAUCUCAAUGCAUAAUUUCCUUAAACACCCUCAAAAUGAUGGGAAUGAGGUGAAACCAGGCUUAUCUGAGUAAAGGUAGGGCCUGGGUCCUGGGAAGUUGAAAUCAUGUACCUUGAAUUAGUGCAGAUGUACAUUAUAAAUGUCACCAGGAGAACCCUUGUUAAUUUUUGUCAUGUUAGCGCUGUAAAACUCUGAAGCCAGCAGAUGACAAAAAUCACUUUUUUAAGAACAAUUUUCUUAGUUUUCAUAGCAGUAUUAUCUGGGCACUGACACUGCUAAGAGUUGCAUACCUCUUCCUAGACAAACUUACUGCUUCUUAGAAAGGAUUGAGCCCUGUCCUUAGAAAAACAAGAAUGAUGCCAACUUUCUUCAGGGGAAAUUACCCCUUCUGAGAUGUAUUUUGUUACUGCUGUCUAACAGUCUUUCCCAGAGGAGGCAGUCAGAGUCUGCUUUGGAACUGAUGAUCUGAGCCGCAGGUUUUACAGUAGGGAAGACUGAGAAAUUCUUUCUGAUAAAUUCUUGAAGUCUAGAGUAUAAAAGCACUUUCCUUUAAAAACCUAAACUUGAUUUAAGAAUGUUUAUAGCCUGUUCAGACCAUCACAGAAAAAUAUCCUAAAUAUAUCUGAAGUGUUGAAGAAUUUAGCAGUACAUAUUAAAGGCUUGAAGUUAUGUUUUUAAAACUCUCGAAAAAUAAUUCUAGUUCUAGUUCUAACUCCAAAUUUAGAAAUACUGCUAGCACUUGUAUUCUAACCAAAGAAUUUCACAGUAGGGUUUUUUUAAAAAACCUUAAUUCCUUUGAAAACAGCUAUAGCUACAUUUCUGUCGAGUUUCAGUGCUCAGUCUCUGUUCACCACUUGGUCUUUCAUUAAGUGCAUGGACAACUACCAAAAACUGAAAAUAAUUUUCAUCACCGUGGCUUUUUUUUUUUCUAAUAUUAGCAAGGUUGUUUAUCAGUGUGAUUAAAUUGAAGAUGUGCAUAUGAAAGCACUGGAUACUGUCUGUUUGUAGAUAGUUGUAUUAUGGAAUAUUUUUAAAAGGGUAGAAAUGUAAACCUGCCAAAUUAGAUGAGCAAUAAGAUACAGUGAGAGGCCAAUACACCUGAGGAUGGAAUGAAGUCUGUUUGUCCUAUGCCUUACUCUGAGAUGACUUCUCUGUGCUUAACUUAUACCACAAGUGAAAAGACAUGUAUCACAGCUACUAGGUCUUUACAGUGCCCUUCUCAAGAAUAACCACUGUCUUUUUCUAGUUUCUGUUAAGUAACUCUGACGUACGUUUUUUAAGAUUUUGUAUAAAAUCAGUUUUCAGUAAAGUGUUCAAAUUCGCUCUAGAUAGCUUUCUUUUUUUAAGAAUCUGGUAGCUUACUAAAUCCAUCAUAGGAGCUAUGAAUAGGGGCAGUUUUAAAUUGACCUUGUGAUUUAGUGUACAUAUAUAUACAGUAUAUAAACAUUUUACACGAAUCAUUUAGUUUUUUAAUCAUUUUAGUGCUACAGGAUUUCAUAAUAUAUCUAGCCGAGCAUUUUCACAUUAUGUUAUGUACAUAACAUGGUAAUGUUUUACUGGUUUCUUAUACUUGUUUCUAUGGAAAGGUUGAAUAUGAGUAUCAUCAGCUUGUAGAACUGAAAUCAGUGACAUAUUUGCUUGAAUGUGAAUCGUAACUAAACUUCCAGGUGGCUGAAUGCAUCUCUAAAACAAAGAUUGCCUGUCUUUUGAUUAAUGGUUGUCUAUCCCUUUCUUGGCAGAUGACCCAGUAAUUCUUAUUUUUACGUAAAAAUGGAUGUAAUAUAAACAGAUGAUUUUCUUUAGUCUCUGUGCUAAAAAUUUUUAAGCAUUAUUAGUGUUAAGAAAUGGGCCUUUUAUUUAGUGAUAACCCAUUAUCAGUAUCGUCAGCAGGCUUAAAAUGAUGGUGCCAUAAAUACAAUAGUCAUUUGAUGCUUUGCCACAGAAGAUGGUAUUUUUCUGAACCAUUACUUAGUAAUGGCAGUAAAGUUUUUAAAAGGAAAAAUGCUCAAGGCAAAGUCACUGAGUUUUGCUGGUCUGUUCUUUUGAGAGCUCAAAGAAUGGAUAAACACAAUGACUCUGCUGACUUGUUGACAUGAAAACAUACAAAAAUAUAAAGGCGCAAUACUGGAGUCCUAUAUACAUUUUGUAGCUGUUGUUGUUCACAGUUCAUGUACCUAUGGAUGGAUGCAGUAGCAUUUACAAGUGCUAUUAAAAAACCCACAAAGGCAGUCUUUCUUUUAAUUAGAAGUUAAGGCAUAAGUCUUUUCAGUGAUGCAUAUCAUGAAGGGUGACUUUGCAUAUGUUUGAUAGGACGUUUAUAUUUUUAUACAUGUAGAUAACGAGCCACUUAUUCAUUCUUAUUUUCACAUGUAUAGCAUUGAAAAUAAAGAUCCUCCUAGGAAAAAGUUGCAUACCAAAUUAAAUUUUUGUUCUUUAAAUAUUAA
Molecule: messenger RNA, 4844 nt
Organism: Corvus hawaiiensis (hawaiian crow)
Lineage: Eukaryota; Metazoa; Chordata; Aves; Passeriformes; Corvidae
Gene: KCTD12
Product: potassium channel tetramerization domain containing 12
Exons: 1
Coding region: 378-1370 (330 amino acids)
Biological process (GO): protein homooligomerization; regulation of G protein-coupled receptor signaling pathway
Cellular component (GO): postsynaptic membrane; presynaptic membrane
Molecular function (GO): protein binding
Source: RefSeq, a predicted model, not a curated record